Paecilomyces variotii is the source of this 2233-nucleotide messenger RNA. Its product is annotated as diacylglycerol acyltransferase DGAT2. Gene Ontology annotation, cellular component: endoplasmic reticulum membrane. The record is from RefSeq and is a predicted model, not a curated record. Gene Ontology annotation, biological process: triglyceride biosynthetic process. Gene Ontology annotation, molecular function: diacylglycerol O-acyltransferase activity. NCBI's taxonomy places the organism in Eukaryota, Fungi, Ascomycota, Eurotiomycetes, Eurotiales, Thermoascaceae. The coding region runs from base 300 to 1811 and encodes 503 amino acids. The transcript has 4 exons.
GUUUCGCCAUUGCGGUACAACAACCCCGCCUGCCCUUGCUCUUCUCUACCAGGUCUUCAUCGAUGUCUCUCUGUGGCCAUUGAUUAACUGAACUGGCGGCGGAGUGCCUGCUCUGGCCUGCUAGUUGUCGUCUUAAUUCUCCCAAUUGAGUAUCGUUAUUAUUGUGAUUUGGCACGUUUACCAUCUGUUGACAACUGUAAUAACGCUAUCUACGUCUAAUCUUAUUCUGUUCUUAACAGACCGGGAGACUAUCUGGACGCUUAACAUCAUCUGGAUAGCUUUGUUCAUUAUCUUCCAGAAUGGCGGCCGUGGUAGAUAGUGCUGUCACCUCCGGCCAUGACGUGCAGCUAUCAGAUCCGAAGUCCAUCCACCAAGAGACACAGAAUGGAUCAGGUGCUGCGCCCGGAAAAUCUCCCGUUCCUCGAGCGCAAAAGGCCAGGUCAAAGUAUCGCCAUAUUGCGGCUUAUCACAGCAAGAUACAGCAUUCCUGUCUCAGCCGAGAGUCAGAGGUUACGCCGAGUUUUGUCGGGUUCCGGAAUCUCAUGGUUAUUGUUUUAGUUGUAAUGAACUUGCGCCUGGUCAUUGAAAAUUUCAUGAAGUACGGUGUUCUCAUCUGCAUCCGAUGUCACGACUACCGGAAACAGGACCUUAUACUUGGUGCUAUUCUCUUUGCCCUUGUUCCAUGUCAUCUGUUCGUUGCCUAUAUAAUUGAAUUGGCUGCCGCCCAACAGGUCAAGGGUGCCGUGGGACGCAUGAAGAAAGAUAGUUCUGCUGAAGAAAACGAGAGAGAGCAGAGAGCCUUCCAGUCGACCUGGCGCUUGGCGGCAUUUGCUCAUACUAUCAAUGCCACGCUAUGUCUCGUUGUUACUAACUUUGUCGUAUACUUUUAUAUCCAUCAUCCAGGUAUAGGGACUCUGUGCGAGUUCCAUGCGAUCAUUGUCUGGCUCAAGAAUUGCUCUUAUGCCUUCACCAAUCGGGACCUGCGACAUGCACUGCUAAAUCCGUCUGCUAAGUCUAUGCUCCCGGAGAUCUAUUCAUCGUGUCCAUAUCCUCAGAACAUCACCGUCGGAAACUUGACAUAUUUUUGGUUAGCUCCUACCCUGGUCUACCAGCCAGUUUAUCCCAGGACAUCGCACAUCCGUUGGUCUUUUGUGGCAAAACGCGUAGCGGAGUUUCUCGGGUUGUCUGUAUUCAUCUGGCUUCUUUCAGCGCAGUACGCUGCUCCUGUUCUCCGGAAUUCGCUCGACAAAAUCGCGGUCCUUGACGUCGCCUCGAUCUUGGAACGGGUCAUGAAACUUUCCACAAUCUCGUUGGUCAUAUGGCUUGCUGGUUUCUUUGCGCUCUUCCAAUCAUUGCUCAACGCAUUAGCUGAAGUGAUGCGCUUCGGAGAUCGCGACUUCUACUCAGACUGGUGGAACAGCCCAAGCGUUGGUAUCUAUUGGAGGUCAUGGAACAAACCCGUCUAUCUCUUUAUGAAGAGACACAUAUACUCCCCGCUGGUGGGAAGAGGUUGGAGCCCUUUUAUGGCAGGCAUGGUGACAUUUACGUUCUCGGCCAUACUCCAUGAGAUACUGGUGGGGGUUCCAACUCAUAAUCUAAUCGGCGUUGCAUUUGCUGGCAUGAUGUUUCAAGUGCCACUCAUCGCAGUUACUCUGCCGUUGGAGAAAAUGGACGACUCUCUAAGUAAAAUUGUGGGCAAUUCAAUUUUCUGGGUGAGCUUCUGCCUCGUUGGCCAGCCGCUGGGUGCGCUGUUGUACUUUUUUGCGUGGCAAGCCAAAUACGGAAGCGUGAGCAAGACGCCUACAGUCUAGAGUGCAGUUGCAGAGGUUUGCAUGGGUUAGUUUGAUUUGAAGCCUACUUCGGACGAAUUUAUAAAUACAUUAUCGACCUAUAUCGAAUAUCGCCUAUAUCAAACUCUGCCAUUUGUUUAUUCUACGCUCUUCAGCAAGCAGCUUCCUUGACAGAUCUUGAACGAAUUGUAAUGAAGAGACUUCAAAAGUUCUGCUUUAACAGAUCUACACGUCUUCAAUAUCAAUAACCAAGAAAGGGAUCCCGAAUCCAAAGCACGGAAGCAAUAGUAGCUAGUUAUGGUUUGAUCCUCCUAGCUAGUCGCUAGAUUGCCAUAGUAUUAUAUCCAAAAUUUAAUAAAUUCGUGAACCCGUAUUUAUCUCCUAGUCAUACAAAGAAUCUAGAUCCCAAGAGUUACAACGAUACCCAAACAGAAGAACCCAAG